UUAAUUUGUGCAUAACUUGAACAUGAACUGAUGAACAUGCUACCAAUUUAAAUAUGAAAGAAAGAAAGAAAUUCCGCUUAAAUUUAUUGCACUAAGCCUCAAACUAUAUCAAGUUGCCUACUAGUAGGGGUAACCCCACAAAGUCGGAAUCCAUGGUGAAGGUGAACUUCAUGUUGUACAACAUGAGAGUUAUUAUCUCUCUUGACUUGCAUAGAGAGCUCUAGCUUCGUGAUUUAUGUCAGAAAAAUCGGCUGCAACUUGGCCACACUUGUCCUAUAAAAUGGUUGAACGACCGGCAUUUCUACUGCAAGCCAAUUUCAACUAUCGAUAGAGCAAUACACUGUGAUUGAGAAAUGGCCUUGAAAUUAGUUCUUUUUGUUACCGUAAUGGUUGCUGCAUUGGAACUUCCAAUAGCUAAAGGCACUAGUCCUGUGUUUGAGGUCCAGCCGUCUUUUGUGCCAUGCAGUUUAGGUGCGAAUGUUACUGCCACCCCACCUUUCCCAAAUGCUCAAGUACAACUGCGGUGUGGAGCUGGAAAUGUGGUUGCUAGUACAACAACCAAUGCCAGUGGAGUAUUUUCAUUUUCCUUGGAUUCUACACGAGUUUUUCUCUCAGCAAAAGCACACUUGAGUAAUUGCAAUCUAGUGGUUAUAACACCCCUCUCCACCUGCAGCUCCACGCUUCCUGCUGUGGGAGUCUUGGAAUCGCCCAUACAGUUCAUUGGAUUCAGUCUUUUGAGGGGCCAUAUUGCUCUCAUUUUUAGGCCACUUGGGUUCCGUUACAGUUCCUCAACUUAAGGAAUAGAAGAGUAUUUACAUGAAUAAGGUCAAUUGAACCAAUGGUAUAGUAUUUUCCUUUCUAACUCUUUAAUAUUGUUAUGAAGAUUGUCAUCCAAUCUGUAAACUCCUUUCCUAAUUAAGGAGUACUCCUAUUGCUAUAUAUAAUUAAUAAAGCCUUUAAUGUCCUUCAAAUGAA
Molecule: messenger RNA, 975 nt
Organism: Quercus lobata
Lineage: Eukaryota; Viridiplantae; Streptophyta; Magnoliopsida; Fagales; Fagaceae
Product: phylloplanin-like
Exons: 2
Coding region: 354-797 (147 amino acids)
Source: RefSeq, a predicted model, not a curated record